AUGAAAUAAAAUAAUUACAAACCUUCUUAAGUCGAUCUUUCUAGUAUUGCUGAAUAAUCAAACACACAAUCAGAUGUAGAAUUAGAAUAAAUAGACAUGGCAAAAAUGAAUUGUUAUGAGUAUUAUACAGCUUUGGAUCCUUAAUCAACCCAAGUCUUCUAAAUUGAAGGUGAGUAUCAUAUUAAAGAAAUGUUUAAUCGCUUGAUAAAGAAAGUUAUUGACAAAGCAUAAGAAAAUGAAAUCUUAAGAAAGUUACCUACUGUCUCUGCAUCCAAUUCAUUAAAUCUUUUAGUAAUGCCUUUGGCCCAAGCAUUCUAUAAACCUGAAAAUCCCAUUAGAGACAUUCAAAGUGGUGGGUUAGGCGAGGACUUCGAACCUGUACACAAUUUAAUUAUUUUAAGUUACACAUUUAACAGGAAUAAUGGUUGACAUCUAAAAUUAACAUGGAAAUCAAACCAGAAAAUAGGCCUAAUACUUGUUAGACAUCAAGUCCAAUGACAUUUGCAAGAUCUAAAGUUUUUGUAAUUCAAUUAAUAAUUUUAGGAUUAAUAAACAAUUAAAGAAAAGAAAUAGUUAGAUCCUAUGCCUAUAGAUUUAGUUGAUCCAUUAGAUAUUAGUAUAACAGAAGAGCAAUUGAGAAAUGAAAAGGAAAGAUAAACAAAAGAGAAAUUAGAAUUAAAUGAGGCAGAAAAAAGAAGGAAACUUAAAGAAGAAAAGGAAGAAUAAUUAAAAUAUGAAUUGAUGGCCAAAGAUAAGAAAUCCAAGUAAUAUACUUAUGAUUAUGAUGGAAAAUUGAUAUCUGUUAACACUGCAAAAGGAACAAAAUUACCUCCUCCAGCAUCAACUUUGGCGUACAAUUCAAUAUUUUUUAAGAUCUAAAUUUGAAGAAGAUCAAUCUACAAAAAUAAAUCCAAAAAAGAAAUAUAAUAAAGUUCCUUGGAAUAAUAAGAAAACUGAUGAUGAGAAGGAUAAGGAAAAAGAUACAUUCAAGUUCAAUCAAAUAGCUCCUUUAGUUGUAGAGAAUAUGAAUUUAUAACCAGGAAUUGUAGUAACUCAUGAAGGUAGAAUCAAAGAGGGCACCAGACCAAAUACGGUUGAUUUACAAAAUAUGAAUAAUCCAGCACUAAGAAUGGCAAGAAAUGAAUAUCUUAGUCUUACUCAAUAAAUGAAUUCAACAAUUAACAAUAAUAUCUAAGUUCAUGCAGAAGAUAAGCCAAUAAAAGAGAUUGAUAAAGGCAAGGGAUUCAAUUAUGAUAGAUUCAAGAGACUUACCCAGUAAUCAAACAAUUAAUUGGGAGUUAUAAAGUAAUAUUAAUUAUUGAAUAAAUAGAAUUAACUCUACUAAAAUAUUUGAAUAAUUGGCACAAGCCUUUUUUGAGGAACCUGAAGAAUUACCAAAAAUUAUUAAUUAAUAAACAUCAAAGAGCUCUUAAGAAAACACAUUAAAAGGAGUUAAAAGUCCUGUUGAUUAAUUUAACUUAUCCUUAUAUAAAAAUAAUGUUGUAGGCAAAGAUUAAUAAAAUGAAAUUGGAAUAAAUUAUGAAAAAUUAAAAACUCUUAAAGCCAAUUCAAGGUAUUAAUAUAAUCAUUUUAGAGAUUUGAAAUCCUCUAUAGGUUCAAGAUCCAAUAGGCCAAGAGAAAGAAAAAUGUUAUCAGAAUAAAGUACAUUACCUACUGUAAGAAGCCAAAAAAACUUUAAAUUAUGAUCACUUUUGUUGUAUAUAAUUUAUUGACAAUGAGUGUGAUUAAUUAUUUUAUUAUUAUUAUGGAAUUAUUAAGAGAUCCAUCGCAUGAUAGAGUUGUGAAAACAUUAAAGCCACCUCCUCAUCGUCCUCUCUCACAUUAACUCAUAUUUCCAGACAAGCUAAAAAGUAUCUAACAUAAUAACAUUAGAUAAACCUGACUGGAGAUUAUUAUUAGAUCAUUUAUCUAAAGAGGGAAGAAUCGCAAAAGAAGAUCUUAUCAAAUUAGUUUCAGAAUGCAAUAAAAUAUUUAGUAACUUUUACUUAAAACAUCAGAAAAUGAGGGAAAUCUCAUUUAUUUGCAUGAUCCUUUAACAGUUGUUGGGGAUAUUCAUGGCCAAUAUUAUGAUUUAGUGAAAAUGUUUGAUGUGGGAGGCAACAUAGAAUCUACAAAAUAUCUAUUUCUGGGUGAUUUUGUUGACAGAGGUUCAUUUUCCAUCGAAGUGAUUGUCCUAGUUUAUGCAAUUAAAAUCAACUUUCCAAAUACUGUUUUUUUCUUAAGAGGAAACCAUGAAUGUAGACAGCUUACAAGCUUUUUCAAUUUUAAGGACGAAUGUAUACAAAAAAAAACCCUCUCAUCAAGGCCUCUAUAAGUAUGACC
This is a messenger RNA of Paramecium pentaurelia, 2343 nucleotides long. The record is from the annotation of a GenBank genome assembly. Lineage: Eukaryota; Ciliophora; Oligohymenophorea; Peniculida; Parameciidae.